Closterium sp. Naga37s-1 is the source of this 4932-nucleotide messenger RNA. The record is from the annotation of a GenBank genome assembly. NCBI's taxonomy places the organism in Eukaryota, Viridiplantae, Streptophyta, Zygnematophyceae, Desmidiales, Closteriaceae.
AUGCAGUCGUUGCGAUCGCAGCAGCCGCACCCGACGGCGGGGAUGGCGGGCAAAUCGCUCCUGAUGGGCAACGACGUGCUCACCGGCGCGCAGGACCCCCGGUUGCGCCUGCGUCUCCUACAGUCCCUCCUCACCUCCUUCCUGCCAGCUUCCCCUAAAGACCCCAUCGACAUGGCCAGGGUGCAGGCGGCGGUGGGGGUGCUGCGGGAGCAACACGUUCUAGCCGUGGAACCGGACUGGGCGGCCGUGGGGAGCGGUAACGAUCCCAGGAGGCGGGCUGUUGACGCUUGGUGCAGCAGGGUGUUCGCGUUAUUGGCAUCCCCGCUGCCGGCCAAUCGGUGGGCGGCAUGUGUGCUGGCAGGUGCCACGUGUGCAGAGAGCACAGCUCAGCGCGUGGUUGACACGUACGCCAAGUGGUGGGGGCGGCUAGCCGCCCUGCUGAAGGCGAAUAAGACAAAAGGAGCGGGUGGGGGGGGCGAGAAGGGCGCGCAACAGCAGCAAGAGGGGAAGGAGGAGGAGGGGGAAGAGGAGGGGGAAGAGGCGGAGGGAGAGGAGGGGGAGGAGGGGAAGGAGGGGAAGGAGGGGAGGGGGAAUGGAAGGGGGAAGGAGAAGGAGAGGGGGGGUGGGAAGGGCAAAGAGACCAUAGUACAGGAUACGAUGUUUGUGCGUGUGGCUGCUGCUGCUGCCCUCGCUGACCUUUCCUCAAGGCUGGCAACUUUGUCUCAUGUGCAGAGCGUGCGUAAGGAGGCUGGCACUCUGGCCGGCAAGCUUUGGCCGUUUCUGGCGGAGAUGAUGGGCGGCACUGAGAGCACGCAGGCAUGGAGCGUGUGCCUCUCGCUGCUCUCUCUGCUGCUCCGCUCCUUCCCCUCCAGCUUCAAGCAUCACGUUCCAGCGAUGGAGGCUCUGCUGGUGGCCAAGCUCUCAUCUCCCAAUGCACCCGCAUCCAUAGUCCAUUCCUGCUGCAGCCUGCUGGUGCUACUACCCCGUGCCUCCAAUGACCCCUCACUCUGGUCGGCUUUCAUGCGCCGCCUGCUGCUCUCCACACACGCGGACCUUGACACUCUGCUCUCUGGCUUCGAGGAUGAAUCUGUGCGGUCCAAGGCCCUGGUAACGCUCCUGCACUCCAAGAGUGCAGCCCUGCCAGUGCCUCUGGUCCCCGAGCAUGCACACUGGAUCGCCUCUAACUGCACCAAAGAGGACGAGCAGCAGCAGGAAUCAGGCGGGCAGGGGCAGCGGGGAGGGCAGGCCUCAAAUCGAAACGCAAACGGCAACCCUCGGAGCAGUAGCACCAGUGGUGGUGGCGGCAGCAGCAGCAGCGGCGGCGGUGGUGGCGGAGAUCCCGAGGCGGUGUUUCGGCGGGUGGUGCCACGGCUGCACGCGCUGCUGCUCACGUGCCAGCUGACCAUCACUCAGGGCUUCUCUGCUCCGGUCCCAGCGCCCCUCUCCGCCCUGCUCGCCGUUUCCCACCGCCUUGUAUCAGCCGAUGCCGUCAUUCGACUCACCCAAGUGGAGGGCACCGGGAUGGUCAUCCCCCUCUCUCUCCUCGCUUCUGGAGGGAGAGGAGGGAGAGGAGGAGGAGGGGGAGGGGGGGGAGGGGAUGCUUUUGAUGCGGGCGGAGGGAUGGACGGCAUGGGCUCGGCGUUUUCUGCCGCCCGCCAGCUGGCGCUGUGUGUGGAGCUGCCGGCGCUGCAGUGUGCUGGGUUGAGGAUGAUGCUGGCGGCGCUGCAGGGCGUGAGGAACCACAUCCUCCCGCAUGCAGCCACCAUCUCACACACGCUCGUGUCGGCCUUUCUCAGUUCCAUCCCUCUCUGCUCUCUCUUCCCACCCUCCCUCUCCCCCCCUCGCAGCCACAUUCUGCCCCAUGCAGCCACCAUAUCACACACACUCGUCUCAGCCUUUCGCCGGGCAGCAGCAGCGGGGGAUGACGCCACAGCUCUGCCCUUCAAGGCGCUGCUCUACCGCACGGCCACACAGUACCUUUAUGCGCUGGGCGCGGGCAUGGUGUCACAGAUCGCCCCCAUAGUGGUGGGUCGGGGCAUCACAGACCUCAAGCAGGCCGUGCCUCGAAGUGCCCACUCCCCCGCCUUCCCCCUUCCCCUUCCCUCUCCCCUCUAUCCCCUCCCUCCCACCUACGUGCCCCUUCCCCCCGUCUCUCCAGGCAUGAUGACGCAGAUCGCCCCAAUAGUCGUGGGGCGCGGAAUCACCGACCUCAAACAGGCCGUGCCGGCGCUCUUCUCCCCGACCAAUCAGCGCUCGCCAGGUGGCAGCAUGGCAUUCGACGCCGCUCCCGGCGCUGCAGCAGGCAGCGGGAAGCUGGGGGGAGCGGGCAGCGGAGGGGGAGGGGGAGGGGUGGGGGGAGGUGCAACUGGGGCAGGUGUUAUCUCGGGCAGUCGGUGCCUGCAGACCGUGGAUCUGCAGAUCGCGAUUCUGGAAGCUCUAGAGGCGCUCCUGGUGGCGGGCGGCCCUCUCUUACUGGAGCACUGGAGAAUGGAGGUAGACGCAGCUCUCACCUGCACCGCUGCCAUCGCCCUCGGCACCGGCGGUUAUGACUCCGGUUUCAACUCCACCCCCGGUUACAACUCCGGUUACAACUCCUCCACCACCCACGCGCACAUGCCCUGGACGCCCGGGUCCGAUCGUGCAAUCAGAUCGCUCCAGCUGGCAGCAUCUCGUGCGCUCCUAGCCUCCCUCCUAGCCCCGUGCAAAUACCGCCCACCGUACCUCGGGGGUGCUGGGGGGAUGGGGGAUGGCGGAGGGAUAGGGGGAGGAGCAGGGGGAGGAGGUGGAGUGGGGGCGUAUGGGGGGAUGCUUGGAGGAGUGGGUGCUGGAUCAGCUGGGGGCGGGGGUGGAGGGUUUGCAGGGGGGAUGGGUGGGGGAAUGGGUGGGGGGAUGGGAGGCGGGAUGGGCGGAGGGAUGGGCGGGGGGAUGGGAGGGGGGAUGGGAGGGGGGAUGGAUGGCGGCAUGGGAGGCGGAAUGGGUGGUGGUGCCACGGGGCUUGGAGCGCUGGGCGGCGAUGUUUGGCCGUUAGCGGACCUGUGGACGGAAGUAGACGGGUAUGGCACAUUCGGGCACGACCUGAUGGAGAUUGGGGGAGGCGCACCUGGUGCAGGUGGUACUGGUGGGCCCGGGGCAGGUGUUACCGUAGGGGGAGGUAACACGGUCGCUGAUCUAGGACAGGCGGCGACCGGAGCAGCCUUGGGAUCAUCGGGUGGAUUAGAGUCCAUGGAGGGGCAAGCAGCAGCCAUGCCUAUGGAUACUGACGGCACUGCCGUUCCUGUUGCUGGUCCUGCCAUGCCCAUGGCCCCUCCUCCUGCUCCUGCUCCUGCUCCUCCUCCUGCUCCUGCUGCUGCUGCUGCAGCAGCGCCAUCACAACAAGAAGCAGCAGCAGGAGCGGCUGCAGCACCUGCGGUUUCAUCACAGAGCGACAAAGGAGGUGGGGGGCGAGGGAGAGGAGGGGCGAACCAGCGAGGAAAAGGGGCAGCAGCAGGAGCAGGAGGGGGAGCAGGAGCAGGAGGAGCAGGCGGAGGAGCGGGAGGAGCGGAGAAGGGAGGGAAGCGUAGAGAUGUGGGAAAGGAGAUUUUCAUCAAGACGCUGGCACCGGCUGUGGCCAGGUUCCUUAGUGCCAAUGACCCCUCCUCCCCCUCUGCCUCUGCUGGUGCUUCCCCCUCCGCGUCUGCUGCACCUGCUGCCAGCAGUGGUUCUGCUGGCGGAUCCGGAACAGGGAGGCAGGCCAAAGAGCAGGCUCGGACCGGAGGAGGUUCGGCGCUAGCAGGUUCGGCAUCCGCAGGUUCGCAUGGUUACGGGGCAAGGAAGGUGGUAACCACGGUGGAGGAGGCAGAUGCUGCUGGGCUGGAGGCUGCGAGGAGGGCGAGGGAGUCCCGAACCAAGGCUGCUGCCAUGGCUCGCAUGCUACAGGAGUCUGGCUACCUGGGGACUGGAGGCUCGGGAACUCCAGGUUCGGGUUCUGGAGGUCCGGGGACUGCAGGUUUGGGUAUGGGUUCUGGUGGGGUUGUAGGGUCGGGACAAGAAGGGCAAGCUGGUUCUGCAGCUGGUAAUGCUGCUGCUGCUGCUGCUGCUGGUUCUGGUGGUGCUGUUGCUGCUGCAGCUGCUGGUGGUGCUGCUGCUGGUGCUGCUGGUGGUGGGAGAGGGAGGGAUGCAUCUGGAGGUGCUGCAGCUUCAUUCGGUUACUGUAGUUUCUUGUUUGCCACUCCCUCCCACCCCGUCAUCGCUUCUCCUCCCCCACCAGCUGUUGCCUCACCCUCCCACCUCGUCAUCGCCUCUCCCUCUCACCCACCUUUCCAUCGUUGCUCCCUCCCACCCCGCCAUCCACUCUCCAUUCCACCCCACCAUCCCCUCUCCCUCCCACUGCGCCGUCGCCUCUCCCUCCCUCCAGCCGUCGCCUCUCCGUUCCUCCCGCCGUCGACUCUCCCUCCCUCCCGCCGUCGCCUCUCCCUCCUCCCCGCCGUCGCCCCUCCUCCUCCCCGCCGUCGCCUCUCCUCCUCCCCGCCGUCGCCUCUCCUCCUCCCCGCCGUCGCCUCUCCUCCUCCCCGCCGUCGCCUCUCCUCCUCCCCGCCGUCGCCUCUCCUUCUCCCCGCCGUCGCCUCUCCUCCUCCCCGCCGUCGCCUCUCCUCCUCCCCGCCGUCGCCUCUCCUCCUCCCUGCCGUCGCCUCUCCUCCUCCCCGCCGUCGCCUCUCCUCCUCCCCGCCGUCGCCUCUCCUCCUCCCCGCCCCUCUUCCCCGCCGUCGCCUCUCCUCCUCCCCGCCGUCGCCUCUCCCUCCUCCUCGCCGUCGCCUCGCCCUCCCAUCCGCCGUCGCCGCUCCCUCCCAUUCGCCGUCGCCGCUCCCUCCUCCCGCCGUCGCCUCUCCCUCCCAUCCCGCCGUCGCCUCACCCUCCCAUCCCGCCGCCGACUCUGUCGACAGAAUGAACGUGUAG